Molecule: messenger RNA, 1262 nt
Organism: Hippopotamus amphibius kiboko
Lineage: Eukaryota; Metazoa; Chordata; Mammalia; Artiodactyla; Hippopotamidae
Gene: ZFAND2B
Product: zinc finger AN1-type containing 2B
Exons: 8
Coding region: 186-863 (225 amino acids)
Biological process (GO): protein targeting to ER; proteasome-mediated ubiquitin-dependent protein catabolic process
Cellular component (GO): cytoplasm; endoplasmic reticulum
Molecular function (GO): zinc ion binding
Source: RefSeq, a predicted model, not a curated record
GGGGAGGAGUGGGAGUUGCGGGCCGGGAGGUGCUGACGCUCCGGUAACGCGGGCUGGGCUGGGGGGAGGAAGGGGCGGGACAGGGAGUCCCCCCAGAGUGCGAGGUCGCCGUUUGGACCCGGAGCGGGAACCUUAGAGGAGUUCAGCAUCGCUUCCUCUCCCAGUAGGCUCCGCCCAGCCCGGCGAUGGAGUUUCCGGACCUUGGGGCUCACUGUUCGGAGCCGAGCUGUCAGCGCUUGGAUUUUCUGCCGCUGAAGUGCGACGCCUGCUCGGGCAUCUUCUGCGCAGACCAUGUUGCCUACGCCCAGCAUCACUGUGGAUCUGCUUACCAAAAGGAUAUCCAGGUACCUGUAUGCCCACUCUGUAAUGUGCCUGUGCCUGUGGCCAGAGGGGAGCCCCCUGACCGUGCUGUUGGGGAGCACAUUGACCGAGACUGUCGCUCUGAUCCAGCUCGGCAAAAACGUAAGAUCUUCACCAAUAAGUGUGAACGCUCUGGCUGCCGGCAGCGGGAAAUGAUGAAACUGACCUGCGACCGCUGUGGCCGAAACUUCUGCAUCAAGCACCGUCACCCACUGGACCAUGAUUGCUCUGGGGAGGGGCACCCAACCAGUAGGGCAGGACUGGCUGCCAUCGCCAGAGCACAAAGCCUAGCUUCUUCUACAAAGACCAUGCCCAGCCCAAACCAGACCUUGCCAUCAUCUACCUCUGCCAGCAGAGCCACAACUCAGUCUCCAUCCCGGACAGCCCCUCCAGUGAUUGCUUUGCAAAAUGAUUUGAGUGAGGAUGAAGCUCUGCAGCGAGCUCUGGAAUUGUCUCUGGCAGAGACCAAACCCCAGGUCCCAAGGCUCAAAGCCGCAGCUUGAAGCCAUCCAACUGCAACCUGUGCUAGGGCCUUGGGCUUGGGGAGGGAGGCUCAGCUGAGGAGGACUGUGACCCUCGCACCUCUAGGGUCAACAGGGAGAGGAGGCCCAGAGCAGCCUGGAGUGAAGAUGAGGAGGAGUGAUGUGGAGGCCACCUCCAGGGAGCAUCAGGAGAAACAGCUUGUGGAGCUGAGCUUACAGAUGGCUCUGCUGGCCUCUCCAGCUGCAUGGGAGAGAGCAGCUCUGAACUGUUCCCUGGCUGGGCCCUAGCCAGGCCCGACUCAGGCCCCCUGCAUCUUGUCAUCCCCCAGAUACUGGGGCUCCCCCUAAGUGUAGAAGACUGGGGGGGGGGGGGCGUGGGGCAGGUAGAAAGAAUAAACGAUCUUGGCAGUCAAUAAGACA